This is a messenger RNA of Clarias gariepinus (North African catfish), 1853 nucleotides long. It is a transcript of the gene tacr3l, whose product is annotated as tachykinin receptor 3-like. The record is from RefSeq and is a predicted model, not a curated record. Gene Ontology annotation, biological process: positive regulation of flagellated sperm motility; G protein-coupled receptor signaling pathway. The coding region runs from base 125 to 1303 and encodes 392 amino acids. Gene Ontology annotation, cellular component: plasma membrane; sperm midpiece. Gene Ontology annotation, molecular function: tachykinin receptor activity. The transcript has 5 exons. Lineage: Eukaryota; Metazoa; Chordata; Actinopteri; Siluriformes; Clariidae.
CGCGCGUCCUCUCCAGCGGACCGGGAUGUCUCCGGGAUCUUUACCUCCUCACACACUCUAACACACACACACACACACACACUCUAACACACUCCUCUGUCUCGGUGUGUCUCGGGUCUGCCCCAUGGCCUCGAACCUGACCCGGAACUGGACCAACCCGUUCGCUCAGCCCCCGUGGCGCGUGGCGCUCUGGUCGGUUCUGUACGGCUCGGUUCUGACGGUGUCUCUGUUCGGGAACCUGGUGGUGGUGUGGAUCAUCGUGGCUCACCGCCGCAUGCGCACCGUCACCAACUACUUCCUGCUGAACUCGGCGGUGUGUGACGCGUCUCUGUCCGCCUUCAACACACUCAUCAACUUCAUCUACGCGGCGCACGCGGACUGGUACUUCGGACCCGGGUACUGCAGCUUCCACAACUUCUUCCCCGUGGCGGCCGUGUUCGCCAGCAUCUACUCCAUGACCGCCAUCGCCACGGACCGGUACAUGGCCAUCAUCCAUCCUCUGAAGCCCAGAUUAUCAGCCACGGCCACUAAGGUGGUCAUCCUGUGCAUCUGGGUUCUCGCUGUGGUUCUGGCUUUCCCUCUCUGCUUCUACUCCACCAUCAGGACUCUGCCUCGGAGAACCAUCUGCUACGUCGCUUGGCCAAGACCAGCUGAAGAUUCUUUAAUGUACCACGUCAUCGUGUGUGUGCUGGUCUAUGUGCUGCCCCUGGUGGUGAUGGGGAUCGCUUACACCAUAAUCGGAGUGACGCUGUGGGGAAGCGAAAUUCCAGGAGACUCGUCAGACAACUAUCACGGCCAGCUGCGCGCCAAGAGGAAGGUGGUAAAGAUGAUGAUUGUUGUCGUGGUGACCUUUGCCCUUUGCUGGCUGCCCUACCACGUCUACUUUAUUGUCACUGGACUGAACAAAGAGUUAAACAAGAGGAAGUCCAUUCAGCAGGUUUAUCUCUCAGUGCUGUGGCUGGCCAUGAGCUCCACCAUGUACAACCCCAUCAUCUACUGCUGCCUCAACAACAGGUUCAGAGCAGGCUUCAAAAGGGCUUUCCGGUGGUGUCCUUUCAUCCACGUAUCGAGUUAUGAUGAGCUGGAACUGCGUACAGCCCGACUCCACCCGCGCAACCGCAGCAGCAUGUGCACGCUGUCCCGCGUGGACACCAGCGUCCUGGGCGAAGACCCUCGCCAAGCCACCCACAAGAGCACCAGGUCUCUGAACCACAGUGAGAUCAACGGCGCCAGAGUGAGUCCUCCUCCCACCAAAUACGGCCUGUACACCGACACAAGCUCCGCCUCUAAGCAAUUCGACUAACAACCACGAAAAAUACGCGGAAAUUUCAAACUUCAAUCGUUUCUGUGUGUGAUUUCAUUUUGCUGAAUGCACUGAACCUCCUGGCAGAGGCAACCAGAUCAGAGUUUAAAAUCUUACAAAAAACAUGAUUAUAGUUAUUCAGUCUGUUGCUCUAAAAUCGUCUGUAUUUCUCAUGUUUAAUAUAAAAUAUAAUACAGUGUUGAUGUAACAUCUAAAGGACUAAACACGGGGGGUAAAGAAAAGGUCAAACCCGCUCAUUAUUUCAGGAGAAACGUGUAAUAAUACAUAUCACUAGAUGUAUUAAAGCCAACCUGCUGUUUAAAACUUUGUGAAUUUCGAUGUCCUGAUGUAGAGUCGCAAAUCAUGAAUGUAUACGAGAACAAGACAUGAACUGCAUGCUGUGAAGUAUUUAUAUUCAGUAUUUCUGCUGUUUUGUACAUUUUGUAGUGAAUUUGUGAGGUUUGAUGAUUUCCACUUGUUUAGUGCGAUGAUGGUGUAAACAAGUUGUAAUACUGUGAAUGAAAUUCAAAAAUGUUUAUUUUGUGAUGAA